Alternaria postmessia is the source of this 729-nucleotide messenger RNA. RefSeq lists its product as uncharacterized. The coding region runs from base 1 to 729 and encodes 242 amino acids. Gene Ontology annotation, biological process: heterochromatin formation; DNA damage response; leading strand elongation. The record is from RefSeq and is a predicted model, not a curated record. Lineage: Eukaryota; Fungi; Ascomycota; Dothideomycetes; Pleosporales; Pleosporaceae. The transcript is spliced from 3 exons. Gene Ontology annotation, cellular component: epsilon DNA polymerase complex; CHRAC. Gene Ontology annotation, molecular function: protein heterodimerization activity; chromatin DNA binding.
AUGCCGCCGAGGAAGAGCAAUGUAUCGGCGGUGUCAAACGAAGAGAGUCCCGCACCGCCUAGAUCAGUACCGAGAGAGGAGAGCUUGGGUGUCGAGGACCUGAAUCUGCCAAAGUCUAUAGUCCAGCGCCUGGCCAAAGGUGUUCUGCCACCGAAUACCCAAAUACAAAAAGAUGCGCUCCUUGCUAUGAGCAAGUCCGCAACUGUGUUUGUCAACUACAUCACAUCAGCCGCCGCGGAAAAAGCACUCGCCAGCGGCAAGAAAACCGUCAUGCCGAAAGAUGUGUUCGAUGCAAUGACAGAGCUGGAAUUCGCGUCCUUUCUCCCUCGCCUCGAGGCCGAAGUCACCAAAUUCACGUCGAUACAAGCCGAUAAGCGGAAUACGUACAGGAAGAAGGUGCGUGAAGAGAAGAAAGCCACGAAUGGUACCGCCGAGGUUGCUACUUCGACUCCUGCGAAGUCAGCGGAAAGUGGAGACGUGACAAUGGAGGGUGCGGAUGAUGGUGGUGAGAGGGCGACGAAGAGGGCCAGACGGGAGAGUGGAGAUGCGGGUGAGGGAGAUGUCACUGAAGAGGAGGUGGACGAGACACAAGACGUGGAGGACGAGGAAGUCGAGGAUGACGAAAUCGAGGAGGAGGUUGUCGGAGAGGAAUUGACAGAAGAUCCGCUUGAGGAGAAGGAGGCCAACAAGGACGACGACGAUGACGACGACGGGAAUGAGAGCGACUGA